AGUGCUGCUAAGCUUAUAAUAGUGUGAAUGUAGUGGACUGUAGAGGAACUCUGGUUGUGACCCGGAUGUAACGGCGCUCUACCUCAGCACGUCUAAAUCCUCUUAUCACCAACAGGGCUGCCAAGAUGGAUGUUGUCAACCAGUUGGUCGCCUCUGGGCAGUUUACAGUUGUCAAACAGCCAUUAGGAUUCAUUAAAGUCUUACAAUGGUUCUUUGCCAUCUUUGCGUUCUCCACCUGUGGCGGUUACUCUGGAGUGUUUCGUCUGAGUGUGGAGUGUAGUAAUCGCUCAGAAAGUAAUCUGAACAUCGAGGUUGAGUUUGGCUACCCGUUCAGAUUGCACCAGGUGUGGUUUGAUGCUCCAUCAUGUAAAGGGGAGGAGACUGAGCGUCUCUUCCUGGUGGGAGACAACUCUUCCUCGGCCGAGUUCUUCGUCACCAUCGGCGUCUUUUCCUUUCUUUACUCAAUGGCAGCCAUGUCCGUGUAUGUCUUCCUCCUGGAGAAAUAUCGUGAGGGAAACAAAGGCGCUCAGGCCGAUUUCAUAGUGACAGCUGUUUUUACCUUUAUGUGGUUGGUAAGUUCAUCAGCGUGGGCCAAAGGUCUUUCAGAUGUCAAGAGGGCCACAGACCCCGAUGAUGUUAUCAAUCUCAUUCCUGCGUGUGAUCGUGAGGAAAAUCACUGUAAAGAAAUCCAUGAACCUGUUGUGUCUGGCCUAAACACAUCUGUGGCAUUUGGAUUCUGUAAUUUGGUGCUUUGGGCAGGGAACCUGUGGUUCAUCUUCAAGGAAACAGGCUGGCUUGCAUCUUUCUCUGGCACUUAUAUGCCAUCCGCAGAGAAGCAGCCAGCCCCAGACUCUUUCGGCCAGCCAGGCUAUGGGCAGGAAGGUUAUGGGCAGGACCCUUAUACUGCCUCUCAGGGCGGGUACCAGCCAGACUAUGGCCAGCAGGGUGGUGGUUACGAAGGCGGAGGCUACAACCAAGGAGUGUAUGGUCAGGGUGAGCCCACCUCUUAUUCCAAUGAGAUGUGAGCCCAGCAACAAGGGCAGAAACACUGAGCUGAUCACACCAAGACGGUGAUGUCAUCAGCCAGCAUGGAAACGUUGUUAGCUUUGUUUCCACUCUCUUCAAUCUUCUGUGUGAGCCGUGGGUUUAAAGGGAAGGGGUGGGGGUACAUUUAAGAAGGGUUGUAAAAAACAUCAUAAUCAAAGGGGAAAUGCAUUGAGGAAAUGUGACCCUAAUUUCAACAAGCUGGAGUUCACUCCUGUUUUGAUGAAGAAAAACUUGAACAUGCUACCAAAAAUGAAUGAAAAUUAUAAUGUAAAUCUUACGUAAGAGGAACUGUUUGAAUGAAUUAUACAAAUAUUAAACUGAAUGUUUUUGUCUGUUUGGUGUAAAUACAAAUUAUAUUUAAAUAGAUACAGUAUUGUGAAGGAAACUUAAUGUUGUUUUAUGUCUUUACUUUUUAUUUAUUUUAGUGGUGUUUUUUAAUGUUUAACUCCUAUUAAGAGUGCUGAACUUAAAACAUCUUAAUGAACAAAAAAAGUUUACUUUUUUAAUUCAUGUGAAACAUUCCUUUGUGUAAACCCAGAUAAUAAAUAUGGUUUAUUAGUUAUGUCAAUCACUGCUAAGUGAAAAUUAGUAGUCUGAAAUAUAAUAAACAACUGGAAGUUAUUUAUGGUAGAGCAAGAAAUAAAGGUUUUAAAAAAGUGAAAUACGACUUACCCUCAAAGAUAUCUUUGGCACAUUUUUCUGAUAAUGUGCACAAAUUAUGGAGAUUUACUUUAACAUUUGGUUAAAACCUUUCUAACAUUUAUAGUAUUAAUAAAGCCUUCUUUAAAUUUAUACAGUAUAAGGUAUAAAAGGCUAAAUGAGAAAAUAAUAACACUCAGAAUAGGUUGUGUGGGUGCUUCAGUACUUGUUAUUCACAUGUUAUUCACAGAUGGGUUGUAAAUGUGACUUACCCAUUUAUAUUCUUUCUGUGUGAAAUUGAUGUUUUAUGUUAUCUAUUGUUUCAGGUCCAAAUGGUUUCUUUUCUCUCCCUCAUUAUAUUGUCUGAUAAUGCACAAUAAAAUAAUGUUAGAUGAUGGCGAGUGGUGAUGACAUUCAGUGUGCGCAUUUAUUUUAUGAUGUUCUCACAUUUACGAAGUCAAAUGACUGCUAAUAGUUUAGCACAGAAGUCUAAAUAGUGUAUAGUAUAUAUGUAUUGUUUGGAUAAAGGUUAAGGCUAUAACAUUUAAGUGUGAAGAUUAUACAUUUUCAAAUAUAUUUUAAUACAGUUAAGUCUAGAUAGAUUACAAGAAUUUUAUUCAUAUAUCUAUGUUAAUACAGAAUAUAUAUAAUCCUGCAUGUGUAAAAUAUUAGUGCGUUCUUGUUAUUUUCCCUCUCGACAUGAUGUCCACAAGAGGGAGAUAUUUAGUAAAACAUGUGAAUGGGGUACAAUUUUGGCUGUUAAAAUUGCUAUUUUAUUUUUCCAUACUUUUAAUCUUGUUGCAAUAAACUGCAAAUCUAAAUUUGA
Messenger RNA from Misgurnus anguillicaudatus (oriental weatherfish), 2512 nucleotides. RefSeq names its product synaptophysin b (gene sypb). Gene Ontology annotation, cellular component: synaptic vesicle; presynaptic active zone; synaptic vesicle membrane. Lineage: Eukaryota; Metazoa; Chordata; Actinopteri; Cypriniformes; Cobitidae. The record is from RefSeq and is a predicted model, not a curated record.